Molecule: messenger RNA, 5547 nt
Organism: Scatophagus argus
Lineage: Eukaryota; Metazoa; Chordata; Actinopteri; Scatophagidae
Gene: snx13
Product: sorting nexin 13
Exons: 25
Coding region: 155-3124 (989 amino acids)
Biological process (GO): positive regulation of GTPase activity
Cellular component (GO): early endosome
Molecular function (GO): phosphatidylinositol binding
Source: RefSeq, a predicted model, not a curated record
GCAUGGGUGUAAAAUCUACUGUUAUAACUGGCUUUGGGUUUCCAUGAGUGUGUGACAGACAGAGAAAGAAGUAUUGAGACAAAGGGACAUAGAGACAGAAGAAUCAUGAGAAGACAGGAGAUGUCUUUUUUCUGUGCACCUGGGUUUUAGGACUAUGGGCACCCUGGUGAGGACCCUCCAUUCUUCAGGACAUAGAGGAGCCAGACACGUGAUUCUACUUCAUCCUCGCCUGUGGUGGGACCCAGCCAGGGUUCUGUCCACCUGGAAACAGGCCAGUCUGUCCAUCUGGGGAUGGGGGGGUCUUGGAGUUGUGCUGUUCCUCGUCACCUUUGGACCCUUUGCCAUAUUCUACCUGGCAUUUUAUAUCUUCUGCUUCAUUGGAGGGGGCUUUGCGGUUACUCUGCUCUAUGGAAAGAUCAACUCAGAGAAACACCUGGAAAAAUGCGAGCAGUCUUACUUGCCACCCACUCAAAUUGGUAUACUGAAGACAUUGGAUGAGAUGAGGCUGGAGAUGAAACCUAUAAAGAUCGACAGGAGACUGACUGGCUCCAGUUUCAUAGAUGAACCACUACAACAGGUGAUCCAGUUUGCUCUGAGAGAUUAUAUUCAGUACUGGUACUACACUCUGAGCGAGGAUGAGUCCUUCUUAUUAGAGAUCAGACAGACGGUGCAAAAUGCCCUUGUCCAGUUCUCUACAAGGUCCAAAGAGGUGGACUGGCAGCCUUACUUCACCACUCGCCUGGUGGACGACUUUGCCACCCAUUUACGUGUCUUUAGAAAAGCCCAGGAUCGCCUCGCAGACAGAGAAGAUAAACAAAGGGACAUAACAGAGGAGCUGGUGGACUCCUUUUUUGAGGCAGAGGUGGAGAUGGAGAGGAAGAUUUGUCGAGACGUGGUGUGCACUUCACUCAAGGACGAAGAAGGUUUUCUUCGGGACUUGUGCGAGCUGCUUCUGUAUCUGUUACUACCUCCUGGAGAUUUCCACAACAAGAACAUGAGAUACUUCCUAAGGGAGGUGCUGGCACGUGGUGUGCUACUUCCUCUGAUCAACCAGCUGAGUGACCCAGACUACAUCAACCAGUUUGUCAUCUGGAUGAUACGGGACUCCAGCUGUAACUAUGAAGCCUUCAUGAACAUUCUGAAACUGACAGACAAGCCUGCUGAGUUGGAGGCUGUCAAGGACAAGGUGCUGGAGGAGCUGCAGUACCUCCGCUCCCUGGAUACUGCUGGAGAUGACAUCAAUGUGAUCAAAAACCAGAUUAACAGUCUUCUGUUUGUGAAGAAGGUGUGUGAGACCAGGAUCCAGAGACUGCAGUCUGGCAAGGAGGUGGAUGCCUUGAAGCUGGCAGCAAACUUUGGCAAACUGUGUGUUAUCCCAUUGGAUCACAUCCUCAUCCACAACAUAGCCCUGCAGUUCUUCAUGGACUUCAUGCAGGCAGCAGGGGCCCAGGCAGAGCUGUUCUUUUGGCUCACUGUGGAGGGCUACAGGGUGACGGCUCAGCAGCAGCUGGAGGCCAUGCAGGGCUGGCAGAAAGAUGGCAAGAAGCAGCCCAGCGCCACCAAGGGGCUGCUGAAAGCUGCUGCGCUGGGUGUCUAUGAACAGUACCUCUCUGACAAGGCGUCUCCCAGAGUGCAGGUGGACGAGGCAUCUGUAACAAAACUAGGGGAGAAGCUACAGAAAGAUGACCCCACGCCAGAGAUAUUUGAUGAAAUCCAGAGAAAAGUGUAUGACAUGAUGCUACGUGAUGAGCGCUACUACCCCUCCUUCAAGCAGAGUCCUCUCUAUGUCCGCAUGCUAGCAGAGCUGGACAUGUUGAAAGAGCCGAGUUACAGAGGAUCUGACGACGGCGAUGGAGAGUCCUUCAACGGCUCUCCCACAGGAAGCAUAAACCUAUCUUUGGAUGACUUGUCCAACUCCUGCCAUGACGAAUCUAUGCACAUACAUGCCUUCAUUUCCGACACAGGGGUUUGCAACGAUCACGGCAAGACCUACGCGCUGUACGCCAUCACUGUGUUUAGACGCAACCAGGAUGGCAGUGAGGACUGCUGGAAGACGUAUCGCCGUUACUCAGACUUUCAUGACUUCCAUAUGAGGAUCACUGAACAGUUUGAGAACCUGGCAUCGAUCCUCAAGUUGCCAGGGAAAAAGACCUUCAACAACAUGGACAGAGAGUUCUUGGAAAAGAGAAAAAAAGACCUCAAUGCUUACCUACAGUUGCUGCUGAACCCAGAGAUGGUGAAGGCCUGUCCCACUCUGAUUAAUUAUGUCUAUGACUUCCUAGAGAACAAGGCCUACAGCAAGGGGAAGGGAGAGUUUGCACGCAAGAUAGAUACAUUUGUAAAUCCUCUGAGGAGCUCCAUGAGAAACGUGUCCAAUGCAGUGAAGGCGCUGCCAGACAGUCUGGCUGAGGGCAUGACCAAGGUCUCUGAUAACAUGGGUCGCAUGUCAGAAAGACUGGGCCAGGACAUUAAACAGUCCAUACUCAAGGUGCCUCCACUCCUCCCAAAAUCUGAUAUCGACCCUGAACACUGUCGAGUCUCUGCUCAGCUUGAUGACAAUGUGGAUGAUAACAUCCCACUGAGGGUAAUGCUGCUGUUGAUGGACGAGGUGUUUGACCUCAAGGAGAAAAACCAGUGGUUGCGCAGGAACAUUAAGAAUCUGCUGCAGCAGCUCAUCAGGGCCACGUAUGGCGAUACCAUCAACAGGAAAAUUGUGGAUCAUGUGGACUACUUGACCUCACCCGAGCAGGUUGCGGAUUACGUCAAGAAGUUCAGGGAUUCCUACUGGCCCAACGGUAUUCUGGCUGAGACGCCGCCACGUCGGGACAAGAGCAUUCGCAUGAGGACACGAGUAGCUGCCAAGACAAGCCUGCUGGGCAUCAUGCCAGAUGAGCUGAAGCACAUCAUUGGAGCAGACACUACAAGAAAGGGCAUACUCCGUGUCUUUGACAUGUUCCAGUAUCAACCCAUGAACCGUCGGCUAGUCUACGUUUUCCUGGAGGGCUUCUUGGAGACGAUGUUCCCGCAGUACAAAUUCCCUGAGCUCUUUGUCAAGCUGCACUCCCGCUCGCCGCGCAUCCACAGAUACAGCCAGAAACUCAAAUCCUCCUCACUCAAGAGGUGACAGGAGAGGAUGGAGGCAGUGGGACAUGAGCCAACUGGGUGGGUGGGUGGGUGAGGAUGAGGUGUGUGUGUGUGUGUGUGUGAGAGAGAGAGCGAGCGAGUGAGUGUGAUUUCUGCCCUUCCACUCCCCUCACACACUUUUUUUCUGUGUAAACACUCCAAUUACCCAGCUGAUUAUAUCUGUCGAGACAGAACUGAAGGAUGAACAAAACACACUCUGCCCUCCUCUCACUCUGUGAAACACACACAUGCGCAAACAAAUCCUGUGAUUUGCACCAAGACUGAAUAUGGCAGUCUUUUCUUUUUAGUUUUAAUAUUUUCCUCCUCCCUUUUUGGACAUUUUACUUGUGUUUAGCUUUAUCCUGGACCAUUCAAUGCUGCUUUCUUGUGGUCCAGAGAACAGACCUUGAAUACUGUAUUGUUUUUAAAUUGCAGGAGUAGAUAGCAUAGACCCACACCUUGCCUUACCUUCCCGCUUCUGUCUUCGGGCCUGCACAGUCUACCAUCUCAGUGACCUGGCCCUUCAACUGUAGUCUAACUUACCCUCAUGCUGUAGACAUUUUAUCUGCAAAAGCUGCACACUUGCUUACAUGCAAAUGAUAUUUUUUUUUCAUAGCAACCAAAUAUGUCAAUAGCACUGGGUAAAAAAAAGGCGCUGUUUUUUAAAAUGUGACUGAACAAAUAUGGGUCGAAAGGAUCUCUUAGAUUUUUAUCCUCCACAUUUUUUUCUAGCCUCAAUGCUUCUUGUGAGACAUGAUGAGAAUUUUUUCUUUCCAGAGUUUUGCAUCAUCUGUACCAGCCAUGAUCCUCAAAGAAUAGGCCACAUCCCCUUUAUGCUACUGUUAUGACCUGUGACAACCAAAGCUCAUGCUGUUUCAUAUGUGUGUGUGCACUGGUUUGAUGUUGGGAUACUCUGAACAUUACUGUGCUUCAUAUCAUUUUCAUGUAAGGAAAGAAUGCAAAGCUGAACUUCUAAUGACAUAAAAAGGUGAGGCUGUGAGGACACGCUAAAGUGUGUGACAGCUGUGGGAGGCUCAGCUCUGGCUACCCAGGCGCAAAGAAUGUACUCUCUGGUCUAGUCUGUAUUUGGCUCAUGUAGAAUUUUGUGUGAACGUGUGUGUGCGUGCGUGCGUGCUUAGCAUGGAGAUGCAACCCUCUUCAAUAAGAUACUGUGCCAGUGUGAGCUAGUGAACCAGCCUUAAAGCUACGCAUAUCAGUAUAUACUGACCAAGAGACGCACAUUAGAGGUAGCUCUCCUUCACACGACUGAACGUUACAAGGAAAUCAAAUUAGAGGUGUGGAGAUAUAUAUAUCCCUAAUCAUUUUAUUCACAGAAAAUGUCUUUAAUUUUGUGCAAUAUCUUUUUUCUUUAAUGCAUGUGCAUUUUGAAUCAUUGUAUACUGAGAAAAGUAAUUCAUACUGUUUUAAUAGUAGAAAACAUGAAAGAAGUUGCCCCACAAAUGUCUUCUUAACCCAACAACUUAACAUUCCGUUGUUGUAAAAGUGUAAUGUUUAUUUUACAGACUUGUUUUAUAAGUCUGAGGUUUUUGUUUUGUUUAUUGUGUGUGGGGGGAUAUCGUCCACUUAUCCCUCGGUCAGAAUCUGUGUUUUGGGCAUCAACUGGGCAGUGAUGCGAUGUCUUCUGUGUCACAGUCUGAUGACUUGUUCAUUGGGCUGUAGCUAGCUCAGAGGUGGCCUCAAACAACUGCUUAUUUUUAACUCAUAUGUGGCAUUUUAUGCAUUCAAGCCUGUUCUUUUAAGUGUGAACAGAUCUUUCUUGUUAUGAACUGAGAGCUGGGGGACGACCCCCCCCACCCCACCCCCCUUCCUGUCCAGUGAGCUCACAGGAAAGCCAUGUCUUGUGACCAGUGGAAUCACUGCUAAUGAGCACUUAACGUAGCAACUGGGGGAGGGCCUCUUCCGUUGGCUAGAUGGACCCUCAUUCUGGUGUAGUCAUUGGAUGCAACUCCCUCGUCUGCUUUGAUUUGCUUGCACUGAGCAGCCCAGGUGGACUCUGGUUGGCUAAGGUAAGGACAUGAACAGGAGCCUCUCCUACUGGAAGGUGAAUACUUUGACCCCAUGGCAGAGGAGGAGGUGUCACCUUGAACUUUCUGCACACCUCUCCAUACAGGAAGGCUUGUCUUUUUUUUAACCCCAGUAUUUAUGAUAAUCUAUGAUAAUGAAAAUUGUGCAUAUCUGUGUACAGUAUGUGUUAAUAGUGUGCCUAAAUGUACUGUCAACUCUAUUUUCAUAUUUUUCUUUAACCUAAAAAAAAAAAAAAAUCAGAAUGUCAUGAUCAUUUUACGCGACUGAAAAUGACUUUAGGGUGUUUUUAUUUUGCAUCAUGCUUAUCAAACUCUUCCUUGUGAGCAACUGUGCUCAGAUCAGUAUAACACUAAUAAAAGGUAACUCAGACUAACUGAC